Molecule: messenger RNA, 6080 nt
Organism: Cololabis saira (Pacific saury)
Lineage: Eukaryota; Metazoa; Chordata; Actinopteri; Beloniformes; Belonidae
Product: protein TASOR-like
Exons: 27
Coding region: 146-5980 (1944 amino acids)
Biological process (GO): negative regulation of gene expression, epigenetic; protein localization to heterochromatin
Cellular component (GO): heterochromatin; nucleoplasm
Molecular function (GO): chromatin binding
Source: RefSeq, a predicted model, not a curated record
GAAGAGCCAGCAUGGCGCUGGCUGUGUGUCGGUCGGACUCCCUGCGCGGCGGGUUCGGGAGCUAGCGGCGGGUUUAUCUACCAGAGCAGCGGCCGGGACCGGACCGGACCGGGACGGGGGUUAUUUCACCGCGGAGACCCCCACCAUGGACGACGGUCUCCUCCAGAGAGACACUGGCCGAGCCCGGAGGAGUCUGGCUGCUCCGGAGCUAAGAGCUAACGCUAGCCUGCAAGAUGGCGAGAUCAUCGAUCUAACGAGUUCCCCGAUGAGGAGCAGGGGCUCGUUGGGCUCGGGGCCGGGGAUGCACCAGAGACACAUGCCCAUGGAGCCCAACAAGUUCCACAUCCCCAGGAAAACCAAGGAGAAGAAAUCUCUUUUCCAGUACGUCUCCACUGAGUCCAGAGAGUUUGAAGACAUGAAAACCAUCCUGGCCUCCAGCUACGUUGACACCAGUUCUGCUGGAUGCUUCACAUACUCCAGUCCUCGGCUCGUCCACAGCGAGCUCCUUGAGAAAGAGUUUGUUGAAAAGAGGAGGGAGAUGAAGGGAGACGGGAGAACGGACAAGGAGCUGGAGGAGAGCUACUGUUUCCUGUUAACUAAUGCCGAGGAGCUGCCCCCCCUCUGUGAGAAAGGCCUGACUUUGGGUCACAACAGGAUCACGUUGCUGGGAAACCCCAGUAAAGGUGUGUAUCUGUCCAGGUACUCCGAUCUGCUGCACUUUAACCUCCUCACUCCCGGAACCACAGGCGAGAUCAUCAUCUUCAAAGUUAUGAAGGGAAAAGUGAAGAGCAUUUAUGAAAACAUGAAGAACCUCCUCGACCCGACGCCGCGGUUCGACAGCCACAUUGCCAAGAACGCCAGUAAAGUUACCUCACUUAACUGCUACCGCGCUUUUGAACUCACACAGCACUACUUUUACGAGUACGCGUUUGACGAGCUGCGGCAGCGGCCUCGCCACGUCUGUCCGUACGCCGUCGUCACCUUCCACACCAAAGGGAAAGACGCUCCACAUCCCACUAAACCUCUCGCACCCCUCAGCAGGUUGAACAAUCAGUCAGCAGAAGGAAACACAGAGUGUUCUCAGUUUACAGUUUGGACCGGAGAUCUAGUGAAAGAUAACAAGGUUCUUUACCGGAUCUCCCUUCAGUCCAGCUCUCCUCCGUUUCUGCCACACAGGCUCCCAGAGAAGUUAGACAUUGGGUAUCUGAUGAGGAUUGAUCAAGUGACCAAACUCCUCCCCUCCGAGUUGUUCUCCUACAACCUCUACAGCAGCAGCCAGGAAGUCGUGACUCUUGGUCAUUACUGCAGUCUUCUGGAGGUGAUCUGCAGAAAUCGGUCUACCAGUGUGACGACGCUGCUUCAGGAGCUGGAGGUCAAGAGAGUGGUUCUGGUAACUGCACUUACAGACAGAGGCUUUAUCUUCCUGCUGUCGAGCGUUCAGAUGGCCACACCUGCCGAGAGGGGAAAGACGUGGAAGAGGUGUCUUCAUGCCCUGUUUGUUUUCCCUGAGACCAGAGAUGUGUCCAAGUCCAUCUCACGGUGUAACUCCCUUUCCCAUGAGUCAUUGCGGCCUGAAGUGUCAGUGAUGCAGAGGCUGAGCAGCUUUGUCCCAGCGCUGCACCACGCUCUGGUCAAAGCCAGAGCCAACCCUCCCCCCAACCUCUCUGCUGGCGUGGAGCUGCAGACACGGGAAUAUCUCAGUGGCCUGAAAGAUGGCAACGUGCGACAGUACCCCAUGACUGAGUACGACUCCAAACCCGACGAGCAAGGAAAACAGUUUGUUCCUCCCAAACACCACCAGGUGAACAUGGAGAGCUACCUGCACUCCUACCUCUCCAAUCCAGCCCAGUACCUGCUGUCGCUGGCCCGGGCCAAGCAGGUGGUGGAACCCUACUGCCUCCCCGAGCAGCCGCCGGGCACCGACCCCCGGAUCAGCACCGACCCCCGGAACAGCACCGACCCGCGGAACAGCACCGACCCCCGGAACAGCACCGAAGGCCAUAAAGAGCGGACGGUGAAGGAGGCAGCAGUCAACAACACGGCCGGGCAGACCAGCGACCGAAAGAGGAAGAUGGAGCAGGAAACUGCAGAGAAGGCACUUAAAUACGUCAAGGCAUCACAGCAACCAGGAAGGCACAGCAAGCUCCCAGCUGCAGGCCUCGUCCAGGCUAAUCAGAGCCAGAGUGGAGCACAAGAGGAGGGAGCAGCGGAGAUGAGCCCAUUUGGGAGGCUGGCCCUGAAGAUGGGCCUCCCGACUAACUGUGACAUCGACCUGAGGAAGCAGGAGGAGUUAGAGGAUCAGACUGCUGGGAGUGUUAGUAGUUUGGAGGGAUUCAGUCCCAGUUCACAUGGCGGGGAAACAAAUCACCCCCGAGCCUCGAGCAAAGGAGGAGGACUGGGGAGGAAAGCAGGAGCUAAUGAAGCAGAGGAGGAAGAGUGGGACAUCCCCUGGAUCCUCAUUCCCAUCACAGGUCUGACAUCGGAGCGGUACGCUCAGAGGAACCGGGACGUCCCUCAGGACCCUCGUUUCCAGCACCUCGGCAAGCCGGCGGCCGUCACCACGGCAACCAAACCUCCCAGCUCGCCCCGGGAGCCCAGCCCGUCUCCCUCCCCCGACGUCGGCCUCCCCCCGUCCCCUGCUCAGUGUCCGUCCCCCGACCCCAGCCCGCCUAAUUCCCCCUCCCAGUGCCCGUCCCCCGACCCCAGCCCGCCCAACUCCCCCUCCCAGUGCCCGUCCCCGGAGCCCAGCCCCCCCCCACGGCCCUCCCAGUGCCCGUCCCCGGAGCCCAGUCCUCCCGCUUCUCCUGCCCGGGCCCCGUCACCCAAGAGCAGCCCCCCCCCACCGUCUUCCAGGUGCCUGGAUCUUAAUGAGCUCAACCCCCUGAACCACAGCGGUGCUAACGAGCAGCAGUUCGCCCCCGCGGCCCUCCGGGAGUUUCCAGGAGAUCCCAGGAAGGAAGUGAAGAAGGAAGAGCCUCAUGGCUCUACGUACAUGCAGACAUCUCAUCCUCCGGUUCCAGGGUGGAGGAUUCAGCCCCCAACAUCCCUGACGGGGGCAGUAACCCCCCCCACCCCCGUGAAGGUGGAGCGGGCAGAGCCGGGACCUUCAGAGCCGGAGACGGAAGCGUGGCCCAUUGAGAGAGUUCAGAACCGGUGGGAGGAGGACGAGACGGAGCCGGGGGAUCUGGUGAUCGAGCUGGCCAGUGAAAAAACACUGAAAACAGAGGUGGAGGAACCGGACGCCGGCUCUGCAUUUUCCUCCACCGUUUCCUCCACCGUCCCCGCUCCUCCCAGAAACAUCGACAGCAUCGUGGACCAACAUCUGGGAAACUUUACCUCGGAGUUGCAGCUCCUCCUGCAGGAGAGGAGUGUCCACUGCAGCCUGUCGCAGCCGCCGCCGCUGUCCUCCACGUCAAACACGUCUCAACACGCACUCCCGUACAACCCGGUGUCCCAGUUCUCCCAGUACGUGUCUUUUUACAACCCCUGCCCCCCGGUGCAGGACUACGUGACUUCACUACAAAGCAGCAUUGACUGCAUACUGUCGGAGAACCACGGCUGGCCGGGCCCGAAGGCCGACGCCGGUCCGACUAAUACCGAAGCCAUGCUGGCCAACACGGUCAGCGACUUCGUGGCCAGCGUCCGAGCCGCUAACGCCGUGACGGAGAGAGACGACGAGGUCUCGGCUCCGUGCGACGAACGGACAGCAGCGCCUCAGGGCUCAGAUCUCUCCGCAGGAGACGGGGCGUGGAGGUCGGAGGCCAAGUGGAGGAGUUCCCCGACUCGCCACGUUGCCUUAUCCGACCCCGCCAACCCGCUGGAGAUCAGCAGGACGGUCACUCAAAGCGUCCGGCAGACGCACGACAACGACACUCCAAGGACUGUUGUCUGCAGCCGCGCUGUCCUAGAAGACGACGGUCCGAACUGCACCGUGACGGUCGCCGGCUUCAGCGCCGUCUCUCAACCGCCGGGAGACGAUCCCCGCACUUUUGAUCCGGCCUCCGGCUCGGCCUCCGACCUGUUCCCCGAGGCCUGUCCGUCGGCGACCGACCUGAACUCUGUGAUCAACCAGCUGGAGCCGGCGGUGCUCAACAACCUGGUGGAGAUCAUGAAGGACAUCAAGAAGAAGUCCCCGCAGUUCUACGUCCACUGCUCGGAGCCGGGAGACCCCGUCUACGAAGACGUCAAGGAACACUUGCUGACGCUGGGGAACGUGCAGCAGAGCCCGGUCGACUUCUUAAACCAGGAGAACUCUGACAGCGGCCUCCUGGUCAUCAUCAAGAACAAAGACAUAGCCGGACACAUACACAAGAUCCCAGGCCUCAUGUCUCUGAAGCGACACUCCUCCGUGGUGUUUGUGGGAAUCGAUACACUGGACGACAUAAAAAACAACAGCUGCAUCGAGCUUUUCGUGUCCGGCGGCUGCGUGGUGUCGGACGAGUUGGUUCUCAAUCCAGACGUCAUCAGUCACGAUCGACUGGCAACGUUGCUGAGGUUCCUGGAGCAGCACAGUUCUCCGGAGAGCCUGUGGAGGUGGAAGAUUCACUGCAAAACCCAUAAAAAGCUCAAAGAACAAGCCAGGUUCCGGAGAGACGCCGCGAGCAUGCUGGACGUGUUGUCGACAUAUCAGAAGCGGCAGCUCGUGGAGUUCCUCCCGUACCACCACUGUGACACCAACCCGCAGUCUCCCGACCGCAGCUGCCUCGUAGAACAUCAGGCUCGAUACACACAGUUCAGACACACGGUCUUUCUCACUGAGCAUCACCUCGACAAGUUCUACUCCAACGAGGGCAUCAUCGUGGCCGGUAUUGACGAAAUCUUGCACAACUUCGCCAGACUGGUCGGUUGCCACAACAUCAAGGACAAGCAGCUGAUGGUGGAGGACCUGCUGUCUCCCAAAGAUCCGCUCCAGUCCGUCUCCUCGAGCAGUCGAGCCCAGCAGCUCCCUCCGUCGCCCGGCUCCGUCUUCCCAUCCGACCCGCUCGAGUCCGACCCGCUCGUCCCGGACGCUUUCUGCAAGGACCGGGUGACGAUGGGCCGACACAUGGAGAUGCUGCAGGAGGCCCUGCGGCAGCUGCGGGCCGAGCACCGGGAGCAUCUGCAGAAGCUGCAGCAGCAGCAGCAGCAGCAGGAAACUAAAUCACGGGUCGGGCCGGCCGACGGGGGCGACGAGGGGCGGGGAACCCCCGCCAGGAAAGUGGUGGAGAGGACUCACUCUGUUCCACAGCCAGAACGCACCAGAGCGUACGUCGCUGGGAGGAGAGAGGAGCGAUGGCCGGCGUCCACCGACCCGCGGCAGCGAGGACGGACUCCAGAAGGCGGCGAGUCCGGAGAUCAGAGGGGAAACACUCCAACGAGAAACGACAAAGCAGAUGCGGCAACGGGACCGAGCAAACGCGCGGAGCCGGCCGACAACGGGAGGAAAGAAAGCACGGAUCAGGAACCCGGCGUCUGCAGAGCGGCCGAGUAUGACGGGUCCAGGCCGGGUUCGGGAGAAGACGACGGGUCACGAAAAGCACAGUCGCGUCUGGACGAUCAGCCCGUCUCCACAGAAGGAGCUCCAGCGAGUAGCAGCUCAGCCGGGACGGGGACUCCCCCCGUGACGGACCCGGGCCCCGGCCCGAGCCCUCAGCCCGGCCAGCAGCAGCAGCAGCAGCAGCAGCAGCAGCAGCAGCGGAGGAGUUUCCCCCAGCAGCCGCCUCCGUACGGCCAGCAGCCGCGGCGGAGCCUGGGCCUCCUGCAGACGCCGCUGGCCCCGUUCCACGGCCAGUCGUACCCCCACGGCCCGCUCCUGGGGGGGGUGAGGGGGAUCCUGGGGCCCGGGCACCUCUGGCCGGCGGGCCUGGCCUCCACGGGCUCCCCGCUGGUCUGGGGCUUCCAGCAGACCGGCGUGGACCUGCUGGGCCGGUACUACAGCCCUGCAGGCCCGGGACACGUGUACCGGGGGGGACGGCGGGGCGGCGGCUUCAACGGGAUGUAGACGAGCAGCUUCACUUGUUAAAGGAAGAGAAUCCAAACGCACCGUCUUUUAUCUACGGAGCCCCUCAAGGGACACGGAUUUAUUUUAAUAUAUGUAAUGA